Molecule: messenger RNA, 1892 nt
Organism: Punica granatum (pomegranate)
Lineage: Eukaryota; Viridiplantae; Streptophyta; Magnoliopsida; Myrtales; Lythraceae
Source: RefSeq, a predicted model, not a curated record
GAGACGAGAGGGAUGCUCGCACUGAGAGAGACGGAGCUCUCUUCAAUCUCCAUUCAUGGCGGUCAACAGAACUCCCGCGACCUUGCUUGACUCAGUAGCUCCCCUUCCCUUCUUCUCCCUACCCUUCUUCCUCCUCGCCCUCGUCACCGCAGCGACGGCGAGCGUGAGCUCCAGUGUCUACAACAGCACCGGAUUCUUCAGCCUCAAGUACCGAUUCGCCGGUCAGGAGCGGUCUCUGAGCGCCCUCAAGGCUCACGAUACCCAGCGCCAGCUCCGAAUUCUCGCUGGCGUCGAUCUCCCGUUGGGCGGAAUCGGCCGCCCCGACGCUGUUGGGCUAUAUUAUGCUAAGAUUGGGAUCGGUACCCCUUCAAAGGACUACUAUGUACAAGUCGAUACUGGAAGUGACCUUAUGUGGGUCAAUUGCAUUCAGUGCAAGGAGUGCCCCAAAAGAAGCUCUCUUGGUAUAGACCUCACACUCUACAAUGUUGAGGACUCGGACUCUGGUAAAUUGGUUCCCUGUGAUAACCAAUUUUGCUUAGAGGUAAAUGGAGGUUCAUUGCCAGAUUGCAAAGCUAACUUGUCCUGCCCGUAUAUUGAGAUAUAUGGUGAUGGUAGCUCUACUGCGGGGUACUUCAUGCAAGAUGUUGUACAGUAUGCUCGAGUUUCUGGAGAUCUUGAAACUACAACGGCCAAUGGAAGUGUUAUAUUUGGAUGUGGUGCUAGACAAUCAGGCGACCUAAGCUCAUCAAAUGGAGAGGCACUUGAUGGAAUUCUCGGUUUUGGAAAAGAAAAUGCAUCAAUGAUCUCUCAAUUAGCUUCAUCCGGGAAUGUGAAAAAGAUGUUUGCUCAUUGCUUGGAUGGUACAAAUGGUGGAGGCAUCUUUGCUAUUGGACAUGUUGUGCAGCCAAAAGUUAAUACAACUCCUUUGGUUCCGAACCAGCCACAUUACAGUGUUAAUAUGACCGGUGUUCAAGUGGAUUUUGAAUUUCUGAAUCUCACUAGAGAUGUAUUCGAGGGAGACAGCAGAGGGACCAUACUCGACAGUGGUACAACUUUGGCCUAUCUUCCAGAAGUUAUUUAUGACCUAUUAAUUAACAAGAUUAUCUCAUGGCAGCCUAAUCUGAAAAUUCACACAGUUCGUGAUGAAUACACAUGUUUUCAGUUCUCUGAAAGUGUUGAUGAUGGAUUUCCUAAUGUUACUCUCCAUUUUGAAAAUUCACUCACUCUCAAGGUUUAUCCUCACGACUAUCUAUUUCCCUAUGAUGGAUUGUGGUGUAUUGGAUGGCAAAACAGUGGUUUGCAGCCGAGUGACCAGAGGAACGUGACACUUUUGGGAGAGUUAGUGCUCUCAAAUAAGUUGGUGGUGUAUGAUCUCGAGAAUCAGGUCAUUGGAUGGACAGAAUACAACUGCUCUUCAAGCAUCAAACUGCAAGACGAUCACAGCGGGACGGUACAUCUAGUGGGUUCUCAUUACAUUUCUUCUGGGUGCUCUCUGCUAAAACCAGGGGCAUCGAUUACUUUCGUACUGUUAGCGGUACUGCUGCUGAUAUUAAAAUUGUGAUUGAAGGCAGAAGCACUUUUCUAAUUAAAAGGCCAAGAAUUAACAUAGGAAAAGGAAAUCAUUACGAAACUAGUUGGCAAAAAUGUGCAGUAUGUGCUACUUUGGGUUACUCUGAUGGAAAGCUUUCGUGGUUGGCAUGAAAGCUUCAUAGAAAGGGUAUUGUGCUCGACUUCUCCUUUGGCCGAGUUGCUAUCCCAGUUAUUUUUGUUCCCAAGGGAAGUUUGGUUCUCUUGUAUGGUAAGGCUUGUAUAGAAACUCUACAGGAUUUGUGUUGAAAAGAAUUAGUAAACAAAAGAAAACAGAGAGGUCUGCAAAUAUGUCUUUUCUUGUG